CACAUAUGAGCCAGACGUGCAUGUCCAUCUCAGACAUUACAAAAACGCUGGUGUUUAUUUUUGUGUCCAGAUCUUGGCAGAUAAUCCAAUCAUGGAUGGCCAGUUGCUCAGACCUACCGCCCGGACUCUAAUGUACUGUAGGUACUGUACGCUUAGGCGCGUGUAACAGGGUCUUGGCCUGAGGGGAAGGCUGGUAUAUUAAGAGAUGGGUUCGUCGCCUCACGGUGUUGAGAAAGAAAGAGGCAGGAAAAGAAUCUCUCUGCAUUUGUCUGUCUGUCUGUCUGUAUACACUCAAAGACGCUGAGCGUUCUUUUUUCCUUUUUGUCUCUUUUUUCCUUUAUCUGUUAUUUCCUUAUUUCCUAGGGUCAACAAGUUCUCUGUCUCAAGUCUCGUUACGGUCGAUUAUCUAUAAACAUUGGAUUUCUGUUGUUUCUUGGGUUCAAUUUCUCUUAACGGCAUACGUCUUGACGACUCGAAACAAUACCGACACGCUUAUACCCUCGAUAUCAUACACAAACACAUACACACAAACCACUCUCUAUACUCGACCAACUUUAAGAUGCAAUUAUCAACACUUGUCGCUUCUGUCCUCGCGGUGACUGCCUCUGCAGCACCAACCUAUCCUACUGCUACUGUCACAAAUGCUGGAUCCGCCAUUGACACAUUAGGGUCAUUGUCUGGUUACUUCAAUUUGGUAGCGGAUAAGGUCAAGGCGGUCAAGUCCUUUGGAACGGCUCCUGUCUGUGAUCUCUCACAAGCCAAGAUGCCUCUCGAUGGUCAGCUACCUUCCCCAGCCAAGGGUCUGAAGCUGGUUCAUGUCGCUAUCGGCCGGGGUACACAAAACUAUACAUGCGAUACCAGCAAACCUUCGUCAGCCCCCGUUGCUACUGGUGCUGUAGCCACUCUCUUCAACGGCAGCUGCGUCGCCGCGAUGUACCCAGAUCUGAUCGAACGCAUCCCUGGAAUGGCCGUUCACUUCCCUCUAUCAGACGCAAACAAGCUUGGCCCUGCAUCUCUCGCUGAGUCUGGUCACCAUUAUUUCACCGCCGAUGGUACGCCCUUCUUCGACCUCCGCACUCCCAACCAAGACAUUGGCGAGGCUCCAUGUGCAAAGAACAGCAGCGCUCCUGCUCCAUCUCUCUCUGCCAAGGGACAGCUUGGUGAGAAUGCUGUACCAUGGCUCAGACUCACCACCAUUCAAGGUGCUACCCACAAGAUGAAGGAAGUCUACCGAACUACAACAGCCGGCGGCAGCGCCCCUGCAACUUGCCAGGGUAUGGAUGCUGAAUUCGAGGUUGAAUAUGCCACAUUAUAUUGGUUCUGGGCUGGCGAUAUUGAAGAAGAUGACGCGUAAAGUGAAAGAAAGGGAGCAACUGGAUUUUCAUGGGUUGGUAUUAUUUUGAAUUUGAUGGUAUUCUUCUCUUAUACACGUAGAUAGUAUUGCUUUGGACGUAAUAUCCCGGAUGUUAGCGACAUGGAGGUCAAUAAUUCAACUUGUGACUUGAGC
Messenger RNA from Fusarium verticillioides 7600, 1507 nucleotides. RefSeq lists its product as hypothetical. Bases 560 to 1354 code for a protein of 264 amino acids. The transcript is spliced from 3 exons. The record is from RefSeq and is a predicted model, not a curated record. NCBI's taxonomy places the organism in Eukaryota, Fungi, Ascomycota, Sordariomycetes, Hypocreales, Nectriaceae.